Messenger RNA from Opisthocomus hoazin, 948 nucleotides. Lineage: Eukaryota; Metazoa; Chordata; Aves; Opisthocomiformes; Opisthocomidae. The record is from RefSeq and is a predicted model, not a curated record.
AUGCUGGCAGCCUGCACAACAUUUCCAAGGACUUUCAAGUGUGUAGCACCUGAGAGAUCUGUUGUAACUCGGACUGCCCUAAGGUGUACUGUUUCUGAGAAAGCUAAAUCAACGACAGAUACCCAUGAAAAUGCCUGCCGCUACACUGCCAGAGAAGGCCAGCGGGUGGUUGUGUAUCGUUUAGCCCCUGAACACAAAUACCCUGCUGCGUAUGAAGACUGUCUUAACACUACCAUACACUUUAUGAAGAAUAUUGAGCACUAUGGUGUGGACCCUGCCCGUAUCAUUAUCUGUGGGGACAGUGUCAGGGGCAAUCUAGCAGCUGCUGUUAGCCAGACCCUUGCAGGUAGAUCAGACCUCCCCAGACUACGUGCUCAGAUCUUGAUCUACCCAGGCCUUCAGGCACUGGACUUCAAUUUACCAUCCUAUCAGCAGAAUCAGGGAGUCCCUCUCUUAUUUUGAAAACGUGUCACUUUCUACAUGUUACAGGACCUAAACAGGCAUGCAUUGCCUAUGCAAGAGGUCUUGGAGGGCUCUCAUAUUCCUCCAGAUAUGAGGCUGAAGUACAGGAAGUGGGUGAGUCCAGAUAACAUCCCCGAAGAAUUUAAGGUCAGAGGCUACAAACCACACAAGCCCCAUGAAUUCAAGGCUAAAGUUUUUGAGAAAGUUAAAAGAAUCUGUGAGCCCAACCAGUGUCCACUGUUAGCUGAAGAUGCCCUUAUUCACCAGCUGCCCGAGUCUUUCAUCUUGACUUGCGAGUAUGAUGUGCUACGAGAUGACAGCUUGCUUUACAAGAAGAGACUGGAGGACAACAGAGUUCGAAUGACCUGGUACCACCUCAAGGAUGGAUUCCAUGGAAUCACAAGUCUAUAUGAUGAUUGUGGUUUGUCGUUUCCAGCUGGGGGAAGGGGAUUAGAUAUAAUUGUUAAAUUCAUAAAUGGCCUGUAA